Messenger RNA from Chanos chanos (milkfish), 3072 nucleotides. It is a transcript of the gene ice2, whose product is annotated as interactor of little elongator complex ELL subunit 2. The record is from RefSeq and is a predicted model, not a curated record. Lineage: Eukaryota; Metazoa; Chordata; Actinopteri; Gonorynchiformes; Chanidae. The transcript is spliced from 15 exons. The coding region runs from base 1 to 3072 and encodes 1023 amino acids. Gene Ontology annotation, biological process: snRNA transcription by RNA polymerase II; positive regulation of transcription by RNA polymerase III; snRNA transcription by RNA polymerase III. Gene Ontology annotation, cellular component: transcription elongation factor complex.
AUGGAACCUACAUGGGAUGAACAUCUUCCCGAAGAUCCGGUAUUCUUCUCUAGGGACGUUUACGACAAAUUCUCACUGACUCCAUCUAUUAAAGAACUCUGGGCUAGUUUGGGAAGUACCAAAGUAAAGGUCACAGAGAAUGAGGAGGGUACAGAAAAUCCUGGUGCACCCUCUAAUCAGGAAGCAAAGCCCAAAAACAAUAAAAACACUCCUCAAAAUGCCACAGCAAGUAGUAGUGAACCGAGCACUAACCAGACAGAGGGGCAAAAUGACACAAACGAUGGUGCAGCUGAAUCAGAGAACAGAGACAUCCAUGCAGUGGAUAAUUUUCUCCAGCCAAGGGUGCCCUACCCCUGUCUCUCCAGUCUCAAGAAGAAAGAUCAACAGGCAUAUCUGCGUUUUCUAAAGAACCGAAACGGCCCCUCUCCUCCACAGCAUCUACUGGAGCGGGCAAAGAACGAGGUGGCAGAAUUUAUGAGGUAUUUGCAGGAUGUUUCUAGAAUAUGUUCAGAGGACUACAACUACAUGUCCCCGGGAGCAACACGCUAUUCAGAGGAGUAUCUGCAUGCCUGCUUAGAUCAAGUAAAAAACUAUCCCCAGAUUUACCUCAUUCAAGGAAUCACCAGUUUAACAGGGGGGAAAUUCUUCCCAGAUAUAUCGCUCAACUUUGAGAAACAGCUGCUCUCCAUGGGGCGUAUAGACGUCGUGGAGAACAAGGUGCUGCCUGCAGAUGCACAGCUCUCAGUCGCUUAUGAGACUGUUUCAUCUGUAAAUUCACCCGCCAAGAAAGUUCGCUAUAAACACACAGACAUUAGCACUGAUUCAAAUGCUGAGAAACUCUGUGCUACCUAUGAGCCUCAUGUGUGCCUGACCAAAGAGGCUUUUGUCCAACUUCUCAGCAAUGACCCAGAGUUCACUGAGGCAUGGGAACUUCCUGUCUGGGUGAAAACUAUCUCAGGCAAAGGUACCAACCGGAGGAAGACAGUGUACAUAGACUCGCCCCUGCUUAAAACAGAGAUGACUCAAAGAGAGAGAAAUCUCAUUUUUCAUGAAGAGAGUAUUAAAGUGGCUGUUAAGAAAACAGGCUCCAAACCUGUUUUUUUCCUCAAAUCAGAGCAGCGGUACACACAGCUAGACGCUUCCUCUACAGAGAACAAGUCCAGGAAUCCUGUGUCGUUUGACAGCACAGUCAUUGAUUUUGAAAUGGAUUUAACAGAACUUGAGUCAUUUGGAGAAUCUUAUGAACUCAGCAAGAAAGCAAAAAAAGUCAAUGAACCCAAAGCGCUUUGUAAAGGAGACAAAAAGGAACUUUCUCUAAGUCAAACAGACUCCAAAAAACCAACCUGCAGUCUUACUCCAGCUAAAAACCCUCCAGAACCUUCAGAGACUACACCAGCUCCUCUCACACCAGCCCAGGAGGUGGAGAAAGGCGGAGCAGAUACCUCCUGGACAGAUGUAGAGGAUGAUGGCGUAGAGGAGAGCUCCAAGGUGAAUUUGAGUCCAGUGUCCGGAGAGGAGCAGAUCGGUGCUGAUUCAACCGAGGGAGAGCCCGCAGGCUUGUCUCCUGUCAAACGAAAAAAAGAUGACUCCCAACAGAACUCUCCCACUGAUAUGGACUCUGAUGAAGAGCGGCUGGUCAUCGACGAUUGCUCUUCCCCCAUGAAGAACCAUGAAAAGAAGAGCAAUACUGCUCAGACUACUGCUCAGGAUCCUUCUCCGGCCACACUGGGCUCUUCGGACACCAUCACAUCCCCCAAACAUGAGAGCACACUGGACUCCCCUGCAACCCCUAUCCAGCAGCCUCACCCUGUCACCCAGCCUAAAGCAGAUACAGGCUCACCACAGAACUCAGGACCGAGGAAAGGGGCUAAAAGGGCCAGAUUAUCUGGGGAAUGUGACCAGUUAGGCCAGAUCCUUCGGAUGCAGGACACUCUGCUGAAAGCCACCCCAAGCAGGAGCCAGGAGCCUCAGAAGACUCAGACCACAGAAAACAGUCCUGCAGAAACACGGAACGUCAGCCGUGCACAGUCCUUGGUGAAACCCUGUGUGACCUCCUUCCUGGAGUCUGGAGAGUGCCCUGCGGAAGACGUUAAGACUGUCGCUAUCUCAUUGGCUGCCUCGCCAGACCACCUGACAUCAACUCAGAAGAAAAGUCUGCUAACAGAGGAGCUGCAGGUGACGGCUGAAGAUGAGAUGGACUACGAGGCUCCAGAGAAGGGCAACGUCAUCUAUAAACUCUACAGUCUGAAGGACAUCCUGCUGAUGGUGCGCAGCAGUGUGGAAAUGGCACAUCCAAGACAUGAUGAAGACACUUACAAAGUGGUGCCAGUGCAUUUGCUGCCUAAGCUGGAAUAUCAACUGUGUUACGGAGCGGAGAGUCUGACCCACAGUGAAGCGUGUCGUCUGUGGGCGGAGACACUCUUACACUCCAGCACAGUCUCAUUCAUAGGCCGCAUUAACGCCCACACCUCAAAGUUAGCCCAGAUGCAGGAGCUCCCGCCUGACUGGAUCCAGAACACCUCCUGUGACUUUAAGCCUGUCCGCUCACUCAACUCACUUCAUCACAUACUGAAGAAAGUCACAGAGCUAGAAGAAGGGAGGUUCCUGCUAACACACAAGGCCAAGGAGGCGUUUGUGACUGUUUACAAAGCCGCUGAUGGAAAAAAGGGUAGCCAUAGUGCUCACGAUUUGCAGCAGGUCCACAGCGGUCCCCCUGGGGCUCCUCUGCAUGGUGGUGUGCCCUGGGUCGCCCUUGACCCCUUACACGUUCUACCUUUCCACCAAAAACACGGACGACCACCCUGCAUCUUCCCACCGCCAGACCCCCACGGACAGAAGGCUGGAGGAGGAAAACCAGGACGUCAGGGUCCAGGGAGAAGCCCAGGUCCAGCACAGAAACCUGUCCCAGAAAAUAGUCCUGCAACAGGCCCAGGGCUGUCCAAUCAAACAGAGGUGGGAAACAAGAAAAAGAAGAAGAGCAAAGGCAGGCGCCUGAAGCAGAAACAGAAAUUCUUUGAAAAGCUGAGAGCCAGUAAAAAGAGCACCCAGCAGAAGACUCCACAGCCAGAUUAG